AUGGCAAUGGAUUCCGGCAUCCAUGAUUCUGAGGAUUCUGAAUUCGAUCUCAAAUCUCUUCGCAUCCGCAAGAUCUUUACAUUGAUCUUCAUUCACGACAAGGAGCAUCAGCAGCUUCUGCUCGGUCAAAAGCAGCGAGGUGCACUUCUCGGUCAAUGGAACGGAUUUGGUGGCAAAGUCGAGCAGGGUUUGGAAUCAAUCAUUGAAUCUGCUGCCCGCGAAUUGCAAGAGGAAGCCUUUCUCACUGCGUCUCUCUUUCCAAUCGGGUUCAUCCAAUGGGUCGUGUCUUCCAGUGAAGAGACGACGUACCGGGACGUCAUGGUCGUGUUCAAGGCCCAUUCAAUCAAUACAAUUACUCAACCAUUGUCAGAAUCUGGUUCGUCAGGAGCAUCAAGUUCAAUUGAACAAGAGACAUCGAAGCCUCGCAGGAUCACAGAGUUCAAGGCGAGCGAUGAGAUGGCGCCAGCCUGGUGGGAUAUUGAUCGUCUGCCCUGGGAAGAUAUGCGGAUCAAUCAUAAAGUCUGGUAUCCAUUUAUGCUGGCGGAUCUACCCUAUAGGGGCGUCUACUGGUAUGAGAUGACGCGUAUCAGUGCUGCCGAGAGUGCCGAGAAUGCUCAGCGAGAGAAUGCGCAAGAGAUCUGGGUCGAGGACCUUGAUAAGAGGCGCUUUGAAUUUGGGGUCCAAUCGAUCUCGAAGAAUGCAGAGUCGGAUGACCUGAAGUUUUAUGCCGAUUGCCUUGGGAUUCAGGGAACGUGCUAUACUACGACAGUGGUUGGAAGGCAGGAGAAGCAGAGCUCAAAUGCAAAAGUCGAUCCAAUGCUAAGCAGGCUCCUUGACGAGAAUUGGUUAAAAACCGCUAUUGCCAAAGCAGAGCAAGAGUGGAUCACCAUGUAG
Messenger RNA from Gamsiella multidivaricata, 894 nucleotides. RefSeq lists its product as uncharacterized. Gene Ontology annotation, molecular function: 8-oxo-7,8-dihydroguanosine triphosphate pyrophosphatase activity. Gene Ontology annotation, biological process: DNA protection. NCBI's taxonomy places the organism in Eukaryota, Fungi, Mortierellomycota, Mortierellomycetes, Mortierellales, Mortierellaceae. The transcript has 2 exons. Bases 1 to 894 code for a protein of 297 amino acids. The record is from RefSeq and is a predicted model, not a curated record.